AUGUCAACUACAAUAAAAGCUAUCUCGCCAGACCCAACAUUAUUCAACAAGACAUUAACAUUUCAAGAAACGUCAAAAAGCUCCAGAGAGACCGUUAUAUAUAUUCAUGGAGGAGCAUGGAACGAUCCCAGUAACACGCCUAAUGAUUUCAAUUCAUUAGCCAACGUCAUCAAGUCUAUGGAUGUUGAGUCAAACAUAUGCCAAUUCUCUAUGGAAUAUAGAUUAUCACCAGAAAUUACAAACCCCAGAAAUCUGUAUGACGUAGUGGCAAAUAUUACAAGACUUGUUAAGGAAAAGGGAUUAACAAGUCUUAACAUUGUAGGACACUCAGUUGGUGCAACCUUCAUAUGGCAAAUAUUGUCUGUACUUAAACACCCUCAAGAAAAUAUGAAUGAGGCACAAUUGCAAAUGUUAGACCUUUUGCGGACAGUUAAAAGAGUUUUUCUAUUGGAUGGUAUAUACUCUUUAAAGGAACUUCUAGAAGAAUACCCUCAGUAUGAUUGUUUUACCAAGCUAGCCUUCCCUGAUGGCAUCCAAAUGUAUGAAGAAGAGCCCUCAAUAGUUAUGUCUCAUGUCAAGAAGGCGCUUUUCCGUUUUCAUGUUGAUAUGCAUGUAGUACAUUCAUACCGUGAUGAACUAUUAUCAUUAAGGCAAACCAACUCUCUGAUUGCUUGCCUUCAGAAUUAUCAAAUAAAUUUUAGGCUGUACUUAGACGACCUGGGUUUGCAUAAUGAUGUUUAUAAAAAUGACAAGGUUGCAAAAUAUAUCUUCGAUAAUACUCAUUGA
Saccharomyces kudriavzevii IFO 1802 is the source of this 786-nucleotide messenger RNA. RefSeq names its product arylformamidase (gene BNA7). The record is from RefSeq and is a predicted model, not a curated record. The transcript has a single exon. Gene Ontology annotation, molecular function: arylformamidase activity. Lineage: Eukaryota; Fungi; Ascomycota; Saccharomycetes; Saccharomycetales; Saccharomycetaceae. Bases 1 to 786 code for a protein of 261 amino acids.